UCGGCGAAAGUCAUCGGUUUAAAGGAACAUCGCAGAUUGCCCACCUCUAAAUUAAAUGCUCAAUGAAUAGACUCUGCUUCGUUGUGCGGUUAAUUAUCGGUUGCUGUUCAAACUGCAUGUUUCCGUCCGCUCGAGCCGCGUAUGCUAAGCCUUGACCGCGCCCACGCGCUGCCUGAAAGUCUAAUACACUUAAUACGCGAACGUGACGCAAGUGAAUUUUGAAUGGCCAAUCCCACUGGGCAAGUAAGCAACGUGAGCGUUUUGCGCGAGGAAAUGACUACCACAAACCAGAGGGAGUUGAACACAAAUGGAGGAGGCUUGGAUUGCCCCGCAGAAGUGACGUCGCUGAUUGCUGGCAACAGUUUUUGCUUAACGUCAGGAAACACCGGCGGGAUUGGUGUCCAGAAGAAAGCCACUGCUGGAGUGGGUCUGAACAGUACACAAAGAGCUAUGGAUGCCACAAAGCGCAAGAAACUAAAGUCGCGUAACGUACCACCUUCUCCAAUGUUCCAAAAAAAUGAAGCCCUGUCGGCUUCUCCUAACCAGCCGAACUCUUGUGAGGCCAAGAAAACCGAUCGUAACUAUUCCGGGGAUCAUCUUGAUGCCUGGUUGGAGAAUUGUUUACGCGAUGCUACCAACGCCCAAUUGUCUUCUUCAUCUGAGUUUUUGGACUUCAUACCGCCCACAGCACCGGCUCACAAGCAAAUGUUUCUGACUCAACAGCAGCAGCUACCGCAGCUUAAACAGCAACUACAGCAGCAGAGGCAACAGGAAUUUUCAAAGCGUACUCAGCCGUAUGAAGUGGGUCCAGGCACGCCCUUUAGCAUGGGGAUACAGCGCAACUCGAACUCUCUUAGUCAUCGAUAUCCGAUGUUGUUCCCACCCCAGAGUGUUAACAGCUAUGGUAUGUCCUACGGCGGCGAUGGUGGCCAGGAGUUUGCAAGCUUGCCUCCCCUAAACAACAUGGUUGGAGGGCCGGAAAGGCUUGGGUCCGAGCACGAACAGAAUUCCACGGAUGUGCUGGAUGGCAACGGAAGCAAUCCCAACCUUAGCAAAGGAUUUCGGUUCAGCGAUCCGUGCCUCCUGAACCCCUCCGAUGAUUCCAAGCUGAGUGGUCAGAAUACACCAGAGUGUCGAAAUGUCAACAACAAUGGCAGUGGCUGUGACCUCGCACAUCAAAACAAAUGUUUCGCGGCUCUAAUGGAACAAAUAAACAUAUUGCAUGACACCAAUUCCAAGAUCUGCCGGAAUUUGCAUGAUACAAGAGUUGAUAUCGAAGCUUUAAAGCACGCUCCUAAUAGCCAGCCCUGGGCAGGUGUUGGCUUUGGGGGCAUGCGGCACCGUAGAGAUAGCUUAAGCGGACUGAGCACACAAAGUCAACCUCUUAUUCUUGGCAGUGGAUUGGGAGGGACACAGAGCCCAGCGUUCACAUUUCAUUCAGGCGCUUACACUCCAGGAAUGAUGACUGAUGUCGUGCGGGAGGUGAAGGAGGCAGCGCGCGUACGCGAAGAUGCACUGCUAAGUCGAGUCAAAUUAAUGGUUGAAGAACGUCAGUGUUCGUUAAACGAGGGAAAUGUCCGAAUUCUGAGGGAUAUUGAUGAUCUAAAGUCCCAAGUAAUGCAGUUGCGACUAGAAAAAAAGGAGACUAAUAAACGCCUGUCACAUCUGGAAUCUGAAAACAAGUGCCUUCGCCAAGCUCUGGCCGGUUGCUAUAAUCGGCAACAAAUCUAUAACGACAUUAUUUACGAAAAUGAGCGAUCCCAUGGAUACCGAAAGCCAUUCCCGAAUGGAGGUGGCGCAGGAGAUAUGGGUUCCGGAGUGCUCGGAGUCCGACGGGCGCAGUCCUUGAACCUGCACUAUGGAACGAUGCAUCAAACGCCUAUUCAAACGACGCACUCUUUGGAAGAGGACGACGAAGUAGAAGAGGAGCAGUUGGUAGAGCAAGGCGAACUGGACGGAGAAGAAUCAUCGCUGACUGGCAACAGCAGGCUAUCGUGUUCGAGCAUCGGGCUUCAGACUUCCUCCACCUUAACUCUUCACUCGCAGAUACCUAAAUCAGAACAUGAAACAGUUAGAAGCCCUCCCACUUUAGCCCCGAAUUCUGAACAGCUCAAUCCGGGAACUCCACCGCCAUUGCUGCAGCGAAAAAAAGACCACGCUCAGCUCAAGCGGGAGCUCAGCGAAGCGGCCUUCGUACGUAAGGAGACAAAUCAACGAAUAAUUGCCCUUGAGAAAUUGGUUGAACACCUAAGUGCCCAGGUGACCGGUAAGCCAAACUGGAAUCCAAACGUAUCUGGCACAGCAUCUGACCUAGCACUAGCAUCGAAAUUCAGCGUGGCGGACGGUCCGAUAACGGACUUAUAGUUUUAGCUACCAUCCAUCCCAAAAGCAAAAGGGCUGCGGCAACAUAAUAUGUGUGUCACUCACUUAUAGCAUUUGGAUGGACCGAAACAAUCACCUCAACGACACUUCACCCUAUGUUUCAAAAUUAUUUAUAACUCCAUAACGAGCGCGUAAGCCCUAAUUUAUUAACUAUAAUGCUUUUAUCACGUGUCAACUGUAAUUUAAAACAGUUAAAAUUCAUUGCUUCUUCGCAUCGCUAAAACAUGUCUACUAAAAAUAAGAUGUCACUAAAUUUUUUAAUGAAUAUGGUCCAUAUAUCAGUUACUUCAUUUCCUUUUAAUUGAUAUACAUUACACAACAGUGUUUGUAUUUUGUGAUGGACUUUUACGAAUGAUUAACUAGAAAAACAUGUACCUAUCAAAAUGAACCAAAAUCAAAAUUUACUAUAUACAUAGAAGCAACAAUGUUAGAACUUAGAAAAAUUGAAAAGUUGUCCAAUAAUGUAAAUAACUAACCAUAUUUGUUAAGUGCCAUUUAAUUAAACGCAAAAUGUAAUGUAUUUAUGUAAAUAGACCUAAAAAUAUACUUUAAUAAGCAGAUAAUAAUGCGGUAAUAUAGUGUUUUAAUAUCUUAAAGCAAUAAAAAGUUACACGUUUUUUUGGAUCCUUCUUA
This is a messenger RNA of Drosophila erecta, 3015 nucleotides long. RefSeq lists its product as uncharacterized. The transcript has 10 exons. Lineage: Eukaryota; Metazoa; Arthropoda; Insecta; Diptera; Drosophilidae. The record is from RefSeq and is a predicted model, not a curated record. Bases 223 to 2364 code for a protein of 713 amino acids.